This is a messenger RNA of Didymodactylos carnosus, 753 nucleotides long. The record is from the annotation of a GenBank genome assembly. NCBI's taxonomy places the organism in Eukaryota, Metazoa, Rotifera, Eurotatoria, Philodinida, Philodinidae.
AUGAAUGAUCGAGCGGUAGAUGAAUCAGAGAAGGAGGAGUUUGAUAAAACGAUUUUAAAAGAUGGAGCUGGUUUUCUCGUUGAGCUUGUCAGACUAAUUGAAGAGCAUAAAGAUGCGGAUGUUACACGUGAACAAUAUUUAUCAAUCAAAAGUAAAUUAGAAUUGUUCGCUGGAACAGCAGAAAAAAUAGGAGCUGACGAACGAUUUACAACUGAUGCUACGUAUGCCUAUGAAAUAUUUUAUUUAUAUUUUAAUAUUCUGUAUCGAUCUGGUUUUAAAAGCUAUUUAAAACGCACUCAGUUGGCAGAUAAUUUGAAAUUAAUAUACGAAAAGUGUAUUAUUAUAAUUCUUGACAUGACAUGUGUGGCCGUUCGGGAUGCAUAUUUAACUAUAAAUGAUUUAAAAGAAACACUUGAUCAUCAUGAAUUACUGCUUUUAAUGUUGAAUUAUAUCAAUACAGAUUUAGAAACGGAUUUGUCUUCUACCUACUCUGAAGUAUCAUGUACAAUUUUAAGAUUUCUAUGGGCUUAUUCUGAUAAAACAAUUAUUACGCCAAACUUAAUCAAAGCCGGCUAUCCAGAAGACGUGAUAAAAUGGUUAAAAUUAACAUUCAGCUAUCGCUUUCAUGAUGAAGAUGAUACAGUUACGGGUGAUAAUAAUAAUUCUUCCUUACUGCAUGGCUAUGCUGCGGAUAAACUUCAAAUUUGGUCAAAUUUAAAAUUUGUUCGGACAAAAGUUAAGUUUAAAGUCUGA